GUCGUACAACAAAAAACACCAGUCUUUUUGACGUUGCUUUUGACUCGAGUGCACGUGGAUACAGAACAGGAUCUUCGGGUGAAAACGUUCAGAAUUUCUGAGAAUAAUAUCAAGACUUCCAAUAUAUAGAGAAUCGGUACGAGAUCCCUAACAGACAUGUCCAGUGGCUGUCCUACUGCUGAGAGUCCAUUCCGACAAUGGAAACGUCCAGAUCUCCCAAGUACCUGUAAAUACCAUGAAGCCAAGUCAAUGAAGGAGUCGCCACACAGACAUGUACCACUUGCCCCUCGCCCCAAGGUCAUGUCCACAGUGCUGGAUAACAUCGGAAAUACGCCUUUGGUCCAGAUAAACAGAAUCGCACAGAAGGAGGGGAUCAAAUGUGGCCUGUAUGCCAAGUGCGAGUUCUAUAACGCGGGAGGUAGUGUAAAGGACCGGAUAGGGUUGAGGAUGGUGGAGGACGCGGAGGCGAAGGGAAUCCUAAAACAGGGAGACGUCCUUAUAGAGCCUACCUCAGGAAAUACAGGUAUUGGGUUGGCCCUGGCUGCGGCUGUGAAGGGUUACCGCUGUAUCAUUGUCAUGCCAGAGAAGAUGAGUAUGGAGAAGGUAGACGUACUGAGAGCCUUGGGAGCAGAGAUUGUGAGAACACCAACAUCAGCUGCCUUCGAUUCUCCAGAAUCUCACAUCGGAGUUGCCAAGCGACUGAUGGAAGAAAUCCCUAAUUCACACAUACUGGAUCAGUACAGUAACCCGAGCAACCCCCUAGCCCACUUUGAUGGUACAGGAGAGGAGAUCCUAAACUCACUGGAUGACAAAGUAGACAUGGUUGUGAUGGGUACCGGUACAGGAGGAACACUGACAGGUGUCGCUAGGAAGAUCAAGUCACGAUGUCCUAACUGUAAGGUGAUUGGAGUUGAUCCUGCGGGAUCUAUUCUAGCUGAGCCUGAGGAACUCAACAAGACAGAUGUGACAUCGUACGAAGUUGAAGGCACCGGGUAUGACUUCCUACCUACCGUGUGUGACCGUGUGCUGGUAGAUAAGUGGUACAAGACCAUGGACAAAGAAUCCUUUACGAUGUCACGACGUCUCAUUAGAGAGGAGGGCCUUCUCUGUGGUGGAAGUUCAGGAGCCUCUAUGUACACCGCCAUUAAGGCCAUCAAGGAUUUCGGACUGAAGGAAGGGCAGAAAUGUGUGGUCGUCCUGGCCGAUUCUGUCCGUAACUACAUGACCAAGUUCCUCAGUGAUGAUUGGAUGAGUCAGAGAGACUUCCUGGAGACAGAGAAGAAGGUAGCUCCCACUGAUGGCAAUAACGGUUGUCCCUGGUGGUGGGACAUGAAUGUUAGUGCCUUGGACCUUCGAGCUCCACUGACCGUGACCCCCACCGUGACCAUCCAGGACACACUGGACUUACUUAACCGUGAAGGGUUUGACCAGGUACCUGUGGUCAGUGAUUCAGGCGAUAUCAUGGGGAUGGUAACCGUUGGUAACAUGAUGGCACAGGUCGUCAAGUCAAAGGUCAAACCUGCUGAACCUAUAUCUCAAGUGAUGUACAAGCAAUUCAAGAAGGUGAAGAUGGACAUCUCCCUCGGUCAGCUGUCCCGGAUGUUGGACACUGAUCACUUCGUCCUUGUAGUCCACGACCAGCGCCAGUAUGAAGGGCCAAGUAAAAUGUCCAAGAAGCAGAUGAUUUUCGGCAUAGCAACCCGGAUUGACCUUUUGAACUUCAUCACUAAGCAACAAACCCAGGAAACAUAGAGAUAUAGAACGGCACAAGUCAUUUUAGAAAUGACGUAUAAUCUGGAGGGUGUGACUCGUCCAUUUAUUACGCUCCAUACCUGUUGAAAAAUAACUAUAAUUAUCAAGUAAAUAGUGGUGUACUGUAUUUCUGGGAACAAGGAAAAUUUAGCUACUGCUUUAUAUUAAUUUUGUAAGCCAUUACUAUAAUAACAUAAAUAAGAGAUCAUAGAUAUACAAGGUAUAUAUAUAUAUAUAAAGUUGUAAAGAGGUUCCAAUCACCAAAGCAAUUACUAAUUAAUUCCAACCUUAAUGGGUUAAGAAACUCUAAUAAAAUGUUAUCUCCAGAGAAAAAGAUUUCCAGUUGAAUGUCAGACCUACAUUUCAGCUCAUAAGAGUUAUCCCCCCUGUAAGCGGUUAUAUAUUAAAUGUAAUCACAGGUACAUGUAUGUUGGUUUUCAAAUUUCCAUAUUUUGGUGAAAUAAAAAAUGCUCCCCAAAAUAAAUUUUUUGAUUGUAGUUAAAGUUUCUCCAUCAAAAUAGGAUUCUCCCUGUAACCAAUAACAUUUACAAAGAAUUGUGGCAUUUUUUAGUCCUUAUUUUUGGAAAUAACAUUUUUUGAAAAAUUACAUGUUUUCCUCAAAAAGUCUAAAUAUUGAGAAAGUUAGCAUGGAAGACCAUAGUAAUUUUUUGCAACAAUGCAAAUGGUGGCUUAUGUCAAUUUUCCAGACAAUUAGUUAAUUAUUUCCAGACUGGGUCCCCUCCUUGUUAUCUCUUUGUGAAGGUGGAACAGGUUGUGUGUAUUGUUGGUAUUUAAUGUACUUUAUAUUCAGGAAAUAAGCAAUUGAUACUUAAAGUGCUUAAAAUGUAGUUAAAAUAUUAAUGGAAUCUUACAAUAUAGGUAUGUUGUAUAGCCGAUGCCUAAUGUAUCCCUUGUUGAGGACCAACACACGAACUCUGACUCAAAGUCAGCGUGUGGGUUUACUGUAUAGAACAAUGAAAUGACAAUCUUACUGAGUAUCAGGCGGAUUUAUUUAUAGACAUGGGUUUAUUGUCUGGUAAAUACGGUAAUGUUGGUUUAUUAUCUGAUAAAUAAGAUAACAUGGGUUUGUUAUCUGAUAAAUAAGAUAACAUGGGUUUAUUAUCUGAUAAAUACGGUAACAUGGGUUUAUUAUCUGAUAAAUACGGUAACAUGGGUUUAUUGUCUGAUAAAUACGGUAACAUGGGUUUAGUUUCUGAUAAAUACGGUAACAUGGGUUUAUUAUCUGAUAAAUACGGUAACAUGGGUUUGUUAUUUGAUAAAUACGGUAACAUGGGUUUGUUAUUUGAUAAAUACGGUAACAUGGGUUUGUUAUUUGAUAAAUACAGUAACAUGGGUUUGUUAUUUGAUAAAUACGGUAACAUGGGUUUAGUUUCUGAUAAAUACGGUAAAAUGGGUUUAUUGUCUGAUAAAUACGGUAACAUGAGUUUGUUAUCUGGUAAAUAUGGUAACAUGGGUUUAUUGUCUGAUAAAUAAGAUAGCAUGGGUUUGUUAUCUGAUAAAUACGGUAACAUGGGUUUGUUAUCUGAUAAAUACGGUAACAUGGGUUUGUUAUCUGAUAAAUACGGUAACAUGGUUUAGUUUCUGAUAAAUACGGUAACAUGGGUUUAUUGUCUGAUAAAUACGGUAACAUGGGUUUGUUGUCUGAUAAAUACGGUAACAUGGGUUUGUUGUCUGAUAAAUACGGUAACAUGGGUUUGUUGUCUGAUAAAUACGGUAACAUGGGUUUAUUAUCUGAUAAAUACGGUAACAUGGGUUUAUUAUCUGGUAAAUACUGUAACAUGGGUUUAUUAUCUGAUAAAUACGGUAACAUGGGUUUAUUGUCUGAUAAAUACGGUAACAUGGGUUUGUUAUCUGAUAAAUACGCUAACAUGGGUUUAUUGUCUGAUAAAUAUGUUACUCUGUGGUUAUGUACAAUGGAGAGUAAAGGUAGAAUGUGGAGGUGGAGUUAAAUCAGAGAGUUCAGCUUUUGGUGUUUAUUUCACAACAUUACAGGACCCUGGUGUUUUAACAGAUCUAUGUCCGUAGUUAUAAGUUCUUAACAUCAACACUAUAAAGGUCAUUAGGGUUAGAAAUGUGUUGUUUACCCGGUGUGAGUCGCCAAGUUUAUAACUAUGGAAUCUCUAAUCAGUUAGUCACAAUACCAUCAGCACUUUGUGCAAAUAUCUUGCAAAUAUAUUUUCCGUAAGAAAGUAAACAUUUGUGUAUUCGGGUCGAUUUGAUCACCGGUGACCAUAUCUUGGAUAUUGUAUAUAUGAAUAUUUAUGUACAUUAGAAGGUCUAAUCAGUUCAUACUUCCUGGUGUUAAUAAUGUUUAGACAUGAAAAUAUUAGUCAAGUCACAUGACAAAUGUUUGUGCAAUCAUGUGACAUAUUUUACUGUCCAUUCCCAUGACAAUGUUCAUGCCUGGUCACAUGACCGAUGUUAGUGUCUGGUCAUGUGACAACAUUUCUUUUUGGUUGCAUGACAUAGUUUACUGUCCGGUUACAUGCAAAACAUUUGUCUGUGACAUUCUUGUCUGGUCACAUGAUAAGUGUUUCUUUCCAGUCACAUGACAAACGUUUCUUUUCAGUAACAUGACAAACAUUUCUUUUCAGUCACAUGGCAUACUUUAAUGUCUAGACACAUCAGAUAUCUUAGUGUCUGGUCACAUGACAUACCUUACUCUCUGUUCUCAUGUCAAACGUCUAUCUUCAGACGGGUUUGUGCUCUUUUAAUGUAUACCAUUGUCAUUGUAAAAUAAUAGGAAAUGAGCAUUGUUAGGAGGCAGUGAUCCUACUAUAUCACAUAAAACAUACCUGGCUCUUUUGUUGUUUCUAGCUAUUUAGAGGGUUUAAUGGUAAAUCGCUUGUGGAUACUACAUAUAAAAUAGUUGUAAAUUAUCAAACAUACUGUUGAAGGACACAAAAGUUAUUCGGAACUUUUAAUACAACUGAUAACUAGAGCCAAAAUGAGUCAUAGCUGUUCCUUCCUUCUAGGACUUGUUUGGGACAUCAUAACAACUGUUUCAUCCUUUAAGAACUCGUUAGUGAUGGUUGGGACAUUAUACAGCUGUUCCAUCCUUCUAGCACUCAUUGGUGAUGGUAGGAACAUUAUAUAGCUGUUCCAUGCUUUUAGACUUGUCAGAAAUUUAAUAACACCUUGGCAUGGUUAUGACAUUUUGAUCUUAACUGAUUUUUUUAGUGCGUUUGUUUCUUUUUGUUCCGAUUUUCAAAGUGCUUUACAUGCAUCUUGUUUUAUUAUCAGUAAUUUAAUUUUGAAGUCGUUUUUUGUUAAAUACAAUAUUUGAUGUUUAUAUGAGGCAACAAAAGUUAUCUGCAACUGUAAUGACAACAGUCACGUGAUACUGUAAUGGCACAACAGUCACGAAAUACUGACACAACAGUCACGUGAUACUGACACAACAGUCACGUGAUACUGUAAUGACAGAAUAGUCAUGUGAUACUGUAAUGACACAACAGUCACGUGAUACUGUAAUGACACAACAGUCACGUGAUACUGUAAUGACAGAACAGUCACGUGAUACUGUAAUGACACAACAGUCACGUGAUACUGUAAUGACAACAGUCACGUGAUACUGUAAUGACACAACAGUCACGUGAUACUGUAAUGACACAACAGUCACGUGAUACUGUAAUGACAGAACAGUCAUGUGAUACUGUAAUGACACAACAGUCACGUGAUACUGUAAUGACACAAGUCAUGUGAUACUGUAAUGACACAACAGUCACGUGAUACUGUAAUGACACAACAGUCAUGUGAUACUGUAAUGGCACAACAGUCACGAAAUACUGACACAACAGUCACGUGAUACUGUAAUGACACAACAGUCAUGUGAUACUGUAAUGACAGAACAGUCACGUGAUACUGUAAUGACACAACAGUCACGUGAUACUGUAAUGACAACAGUCACGUGAUACUGUAAUGAC
Messenger RNA from Pecten maximus, 5699 nucleotides. RefSeq names its product cystathionine beta-synthase-like. Lineage: Eukaryota; Metazoa; Mollusca; Bivalvia; Pectinida; Pectinidae. The record is from RefSeq and is a predicted model, not a curated record. The coding region runs from base 157 to 1752 and encodes 531 amino acids. Gene Ontology annotation, cellular component: cytoplasm. The transcript has 18 exons. Gene Ontology annotation, molecular function: cysteine synthase activity; cystathionine beta-synthase activity.